AUGGUGGACCCGUCUGAGACUGAGGAGCAGACCGCCAAGUCCAUCGCUCCGCAAUUGGGCGCCUCCGCCGUGGUCGCCGGAGAUCAACGCUUGCCUGAUCAGGCUGAUGGCGCCAUCACGGAGGAGGAAGGCGACGUCGGGGACUUCAAGACUCCGCCCACCGGAAGCUCUGAGCCGAGCCCCUGCCACACCUCGUCUCCGGCGGUUCCCUCGCCGCCGCCGCCUCCGCCCCCUCCGGAACCCGAUGGUGACCUGUCACCCAAACUGCACCUGGAUUUGUACAACUUCGAUUCCCCGGCGGCCGAGGGUAGCCGCUACGUGUUGACGAGCCCGCGCUCGCUGGAGGCUUGCGCCCGCUGCGGCGUCAAGCCGGUGGAGCUUCUGUCCCGCCCGCUCUCCGACUUUGCCCGCGAGGCGCCCGGUCGCUCCAUGCGGGUGGCGACGGGUCUAUUUGAGGUCUACGAGCGGGAUCGCCACACCAAGCUGCGCCACUGCAGGGAAGAGCGGGAGCGGAUCGUCAGGGAGGAGAAGCGGCGGGUGAUGCAGGCGGCGGUGAACUGUUCUGCGUCGGACCAGAACAAAGUCACCACUCCUACACAUGAGACCGCCAGCUCAGCUACUGAUUCAGUUUCAGCUUCUAAAUCAGGACCACCGCUCCAAUCAAAACCAAGCAAAGCAAGUUCCACAGGUUCCAAGCAGUCCCCCGGGAAAAGCCCGCGACCGAAGUCAGUUGGGCCUCCACCGGUAGCUCACAGGAGUUCUGGGGGCAGACCUUCCAGUACGUACCCCAGAAUGACCCCAAAAGCUCCCGCCUUCGUCAGAGCCAAGUCCACCUUUACGCCAUCUGUGUCAAAACCGCCAAACGGCGUCGCUGGAGGUUUGUUUUCACAUCACAAUGGACACUUUCACCCCAAAGUGCGUGCGAAAAGCCACUCCUUGGAGUCCCUGCAGAGGAGGACUGAGGCCGUGUGCUCCUCCACCUCCAACACCACCACCUGCACCUCCUCAGAGUCCGGAGCCUCGUCGUACAGCUGGGAAGGGCCGCGGGAGCGCUCGGCCAAAGUGCCCAACCCUCGGGCUCGAACCUUGGCCACGUUCAACUCUCUGAUGGGCCGCAGCCUCAGCUUGGGGGACCUGAGUCACUCGCCGCAAACCACGCAGAAGGUGGAGCGCAUCGUGAAGGAGGUGAAGCGGCGGGGGCUGAACGCAGUGUCCGAGCGCGACCGGAAGAUCGCCGCGCUGAUGCUGGCCCGCUACCAGGAGGAGGACAUCCUGAGCCAGACCCGCUACGUCGCCCACCUGCAGUGGGACAGCGAGCGGCGGAUAGAAGAGCUCCGCCGGGAGCAGGAUGAGCGCAACAAGCAACGGGCGAUGCAGGAGGGGCAGAGGCUGUGGCAGACGCAGGUGUCCACGCGGCAGCGGCGGCUCAGCCGGGAGGAGCGUCGGUCGGCCGCCGCCAAGAUGCGGCAAGCCGAGGAGAGCGAGAAGCAGUGGCGAGAGCUGGCGGAGCGGCAGGAGCGGCACCGCCUGCGUAGGUUGCAGCAGGCGGCGCGCGAAGAGAAGCACAAGAAAUCUCUUCAGGAGCAGAACCUUAAGGCCCUGGAGGAGGAACGAGCGGCCAUGUUAGAGCAGGAGCGCUUGUUACUAAAGGAGAAGCUCACCAUGGCCGAGCUCAAGCGGCAGGAGAAGGAGCACCAGUCCCAGGAGGAGCGGCGGGGCCUGAACAAGGCCGAGCGGCGGCGCCACGCCGCCCUCAUCCAGGAGAUCACCCGGCGUGAGCAAGAAGAGUGCGAGGAGGCCAAGCGGGCGACGCAGAAGAAGCUCAACCGCUCCCUUGAGAACUACGAGCACAUUGUGGAGCGACGAGGUCAGGAGCUGCGGGAGAAGGCCAAGCGCGAGGGGGAGCAGAUCCAGCGAGCCCGCCGAGCCGCCGAGACCCGCGAGCGCCAGCUGCAGAUGCAGCUAGAGGCUCGCGCCCGAGAGGCGGACAAGCGGGCCCGGCAGGCGGCGCUGGUGGCCGAGGAACGCGCCAAGGAGAAGGCCCAGCGCGCCGUGCAGAACCGGCGGGAGAAAGAACGGCUCCAGCGCCUCAACCGCCAACGCGUGGAGGAGGAGGAGCGACAGCGGCAGCGAGAGCUGCUGCAAUCCAUCGAGCGCAAGCUGGAGAAGAGCGAGCAGAUCUUCAAGGAGAAGCGCGCCGUGUUGGAGAGCGCUCGCUCGGUGGCACGCGCCUCCUUCCACGUGCGAGACAAAGUGCGUGAGGAGACCAACGGCCGCACCUUUGACAAGAUGGCGCUGGAGGCUCAGCUCCAAGCCGGCCUGGAUGACAAAUAGGACCGGCUUCUUCAUUGUCCCCCUAGAAAAUCCUUUUUUGUUGUGACGUAUUAUUCGAAACCACAUCCAUCCCACUUUUGUACCUCCAUGUCGGCGAACGUGGCUCUUAAAAGACAACUCCCUCAGGCAGCAGCACAACCCAAUGAAAGGAGGAAUUCUUCCGGAAAAUAAACAACGGGAUGACGACGAAUCACCAGACAUCCGCAUCUUCACCUCGUACGCUCUGUCGGCCAUGCGUAAGCUAAGAGCUUCAAGUCCAUGAGAUGAUGAACCGAGCCGUCCUGGGGAAAAGAAGAACGCUCAUCAAAUUGCACAAUGCCCAAAGAAACAUGAUUCUACAUUUUUUUGGGGGGGGGGUGCUGUACGAGAUUCAGACUUUAUUAACAUCAAGGCCGU
Molecule: messenger RNA, 2730 nt
Organism: Syngnathus typhle (broad-nosed pipefish)
Lineage: Eukaryota; Metazoa; Chordata; Actinopteri; Syngnathiformes; Syngnathidae
Gene: ccdc177
Product: coiled-coil domain containing 177
Exons: 2
Coding region: 1-2334 (777 amino acids)
Source: RefSeq, a predicted model, not a curated record